Molecule: messenger RNA, 1782 nt
Organism: Alternaria atra
Lineage: Eukaryota; Fungi; Ascomycota; Dothideomycetes; Pleosporales; Pleosporaceae
Exons: 6
Coding region: 1-1782 (593 amino acids)
Biological process (GO): phenylalanyl-tRNA aminoacylation
Cellular component (GO): cytoplasm; phenylalanine-tRNA ligase complex
Molecular function (GO): magnesium ion binding; phenylalanine-tRNA ligase activity; ATP binding
Source: RefSeq, a predicted model, not a curated record
AUGCCGACGAUUGGGGUAGACAAGGCGGCCCUUUUCAAGGAGCUGGGCAAAGAGUACACUUACCAAGAGUUUGACGACCUGUGUUUCGAAUUCGGUAUCGAGUUGGACGAAGACACAAGCCUGAGCACCAAGCCAGAAGAUCAGGCGCAACCACCACAACUCAAGAUCGAGAUUCCGGCGAAUCGAUAUGACAUGUUAUGUUUCGAGGGUAUCGCCAUGAACCUAAAGGUCUUCCUUGGAAAACAGAAGUUGCCCAAGUGGACCGUCACUGCGCCUAAGGGAGGAGAGCUUGAGGUGCUGGACAUUAAGCCUGAGACCAAGCAAAUACGAGAGCUCUGCUCUGGUGUCAUACUGCGGGGCAUCAACUUCACGAAAGAACGAUACGAGUCCUUCAUCGCGUUACAGGACAAGCUACAUUCCAACCUGGCGCGUCAACGGACGCUGGUAUCCAUUGGAACACACGAUCUUGAUACAAUCAAGGGUCCCUUCUCCUACGAAGCGCUACCGCCGGAGCAAAUCAAGUUCGUACCGCUCAACCAGGAGAAGGAAAUGAACGCAAAGGAGCUCAUGGAGUUCUAUGAUAAAGACAAGCAUCUCGGACGUUUCCUGCACAUCAUUCGCGACUCGCCAGUAUACCCCGUAAUCUACGACUCAAAUCGCACUGUCCUCUCGCUACCGCCUAUUAUCAACGGCAACCAUAGCAAGAUCACACUCGACACGAAGAACGUUUUCAUUGAAAUAACUGCGACCGAUAAGACCAAGGUCGAGAUCGUCAAUCACAUGCUCGUCGCCAUGUUUGCUGAUUACGCCGAGUCAAUCGAACCUAUCAAGAUCAACUCACCCCACAAUGGAGAGUCAAGAGAGUCGCCGGAUCUUUCACCGCGGCAGAUGCAGGUUGAGGUCGAUUACCUGAACCAGGUCACGGGUCUAGAUUUGUCGCCUGAGGAGAUCUCAAAACUUUUGGCGAAAAUGGGUCACGACGUUUCGCCAUCGCAAUCCGACAAGAACAUCCUCGACGUUUCUGUACCCAUCACCCGAGCGGACAUCCUACACCAAGCUGAUAUCAUGGAGGAUUAUGCCAUCGCCUACGGCUUCAACAAGCUGCCAAGAGUAUAUCCCAACAAAACUGCUGCCGUAUCAGCGCCAUUGCCGAUAAACAAACUUGGCGACAUAGUACGAAUUGAGUCUGCCUCGUCAGGAUGGACUGAAGUCAUGCCCCUCAUCCUCUGCUCACACGAGGAGAACUUUGAGUGGCUGAACCGAAAAGACGACGGCAAGACGGCUGUCAAGCUUGCAAACCCCAAGACCGCCGAGUACCAGCUCGUUCGGACGUCACUACUGCCAGGUCUCCUCAAGACGAUCAACUCUAACAAGCAUCACUCUGUACCGAUGAAGAUCUUUGAGGUUAGCGAUAUUGGUCUCGUCGAUUUGGAGCAGGAGAGGAAGAGCAGGAACGAACGACACUUCGCUGCCGCUUUCAUGGGCAAGACAAGUGGCUUCGAACAGGUACACGGUCUGCUGGACAGGCUGAUGCUUAUGCUUCGAUCAGCGUUCCUUACACGGGAAGACGGAUUGAAGAACGACCAGCUACAGGGUUACUGGAUAGAAGAGGUCGAUGACCCAACUUUCCUUGCUGGACACUCAGCGGCUAUCAAGCUCAAUAUCGGCGGCAAGAACCAUACCAUUGGUGUCUUCGGUAUCUUGCACCCGAGUGUGCUCCAGAAGUUUGAGUUGCCAUACCCUGUGAGUACAGUAGAGUUCAACCUAGAGGUCUUCUUGUGA